Diabrotica virgifera virgifera (western corn rootworm) is the source of this 6782-nucleotide messenger RNA. RefSeq names its product dynamin. The record is from RefSeq and is a predicted model, not a curated record. Gene Ontology annotation, molecular function: GTPase activity; microtubule binding; GTP binding. Gene Ontology annotation, biological process: receptor-mediated endocytosis. Gene Ontology annotation, cellular component: cytoplasm; plasma membrane; microtubule. Lineage: Eukaryota; Metazoa; Arthropoda; Insecta; Coleoptera; Chrysomelidae. The coding region runs from base 107 to 2812 and encodes 901 amino acids. The transcript is spliced from 16 exons.
CACUGUUUAGUCAGUUUAUUAUCGGCCAUGUUCGUAGAAGUACCUCCGAGGUGGUGAAUAGAAUUUGUUGAUUUUUCACUAGUUUAUGUAAAAUUCCGGCCUAAAAAUGGCAGGGAAUUUGGGAAUGGAGCAGCUUAUUCCCAUAGUGAAUAAGUUGCAAGAUGCCUUCACACAGCUGGGCGUUCAUAUGACUCUUGAUCUGCCUCAAAUCGCUGUGGUGGGCGGACAAUCCGCAGGGAAAAGUUCAGUUUUGGAGAAUUUCGUCGGAAAAGACUUCCUUCCUAGAGGCUCCGGAAUCGUCACAAGAAGACCGCUCAUAUUGCAACUCAUCAAUGCCAUAUCUGAACAUGCGGAGUUUUUGCAUUGUAAAGGAAAGAAAUUUGUUGAUUUCAAUGAAGUCCGUUUGGAGAUUGAAGCAGAAACUGACAGAGUCACCGGAAGCAAUAAGGGAAUAUCAAAUAUACCCAUUAACCUAAGGGUAUAUUCUCCAAAUGUACUAAAUCUAACUCUUAUCGAUUUACCUGGCUUAACAAAGGUUCCGAUUGGAGACCAACCGAUCGACAUCGAACAGCAAAUCAGAGGUAUGAUCAUGCAAUUCAUAAAGAGGGAAUCAUGCCUCAUCUUAGCCGUUACACCUGCCAAUACAGAUUUGGCAAACUCAGAUGCUCUGAAACUGGCCAAAGAGGUAGAUCCCCAAGGUAUAAGAACUAUUGGUGUCAUCACCAAGCUGGAUCUCAUGGACGAAGGUACUGAUGCUCGUGAUAUAUUAGAGAAUAAACUGUUACCUUUAAGACGAGGGUAUAUCGGUGUUGUUAAUCGAUCUCAGAAAGAUAUAGACGGCCGGAAAGACAUAAACGCUGCUUUGAAUGCCGAGAAGAAGUUUUUCUUUAGCCAUCCAUCGUAUCGUCACAUAGCAGAACGCCUAGGUACUCCCUACCUACAACGAGUUCUCAACCAACAACUCACCAACCACAUCAGAGACACCCUACCCAGUUUGAGAGAUAAACUACAAAAGCAACUGUUACAAUUGGAGAAAGAUGUGGACCAGUUCAAACACUUCCGACCUGACGAUCCCUCUAUCAAGACUAAGGCGAUGUUACAGAUGAUCCAGCAAUUGCAAGUGGACUUCGACAGAACUAUUGAAGGUUCCGGCUCGGCACAAAUCAACACGAACGAACUGUCAGGCGGUGCUAAAAUCAACAGGCUAUUCCACGAAAGGUUCCCCUUCGAAAUUGUCAAGAUGGAAUUCGAUGAGAAGGAGCUCCGCAGGGAGAUCGCCUUCGCUAUUAGAAACAUUCAUGGUAUUAGGGUUGGUUUGUUUACUCCAGAUAUGGCUUUUGAGGCUAUAGUAAAAAAGCAAAUAUCUCGGCUGAAGGAACCUUCUUUGAAGUGCGUCGAUUUGGUCGUGCAGGAGCUGUCAAACGUUGUUAGGAUGUGCAGUGACAGGAUGGCCCGCUAUCCUCGAUUACGAGAAGAAGUAGAACGAAUCGUUACUACGCAUAUUAGGAGCAGAGAGCAAAACUGCAAAGAGCAGUUGUGCCUACUUAUCGACUGUGAAUUAGCAUACAUGAAUACUAACCACGAAGACUUCAUUGGAUUUGCAAAUGCACAAAGCCAGUCCGAGAGCGCGACAGCCAAAGGCACCAGAGGCACUCUCGGCAACCAAGUGAUCCGAAAGGGCUACAUGUGUAUCCACAAUUUGGGUAUAAUGAAAGGUGGUUCGCGAGAUUACUGGUUCGUACUCACGUCGGAGAGCAUCUCCUGGUACAAGGACGAAGAGGAGAGGGAGAAGAAGUACAUGUUGCCUUUGGACGGUCUGAAACUGAGGGAUAUCGAACAGAGUUUUAUGUCGAGAAGGCAUAUGUUCGCCAUUUUCAAUCCGGACGGAAGAAAUGUAUAUAAGGACUACAAACAACUUGAAUUGAGCUGUGAAACAUUGGACGAGGUCGAUUCGUGGAAAGCGUCGUUCCUUCGGGCCGGCGUCUAUCCCGAAAAGCAGACGGAAACAUUGAACGGCGAAGAUUCUUCCGGCGAAAGCGUAACCAGCUCUAUGGAUCCUCAACUGGAACGACAAGUGGAAACCAUCAGGAACUUGGUCGACAGCUACAUGCGCAUCGUCACGAAAACCACCAGAGACUUGGUGCCCAAAACCAUCAUGUACAUGAUCAUCAACCAUACCAAAGACUUCAUCAACGGAGAACUGUUGGCCCAUAUCUACGCCAGCGGGGAUCAGUCACAAAUGAUGGAAGAGGCUCCCGAAGAGGCUCAGAAACGUGAAGAGAUGUUACGGAUGUACCACGCCUGCAAAGAGGCGUUGAAUAUCAUCGGCGAUGUUUCGAUGGCUACCGUUUCUACACCGGUUCCUCCACCUGUCAAAAAUGACUGGCUGGCCAGUGGGCUGGAGAAUCCCAGACUGUCCCCACCUAGUCCCGGAGGACCUCGGAAGACCACACCGCAGAUGAGUGCAGUAGGAUCCAGCGGUUCGUUGGGUUCUCGAGCUCCUCCUCCGCCACCAAGCAGCGGCAGACCCGCACCGGCGAUUCCCAAUAGACCUGGAGGUGGAGCCCCUCCGAUGCCUCCGGGUAGACCACAAGGACAGGCUCUUCCCGCACCUCUCAUUCCGACUCGAGUCGGAGGCCAGCAGGGUCAGGGGGGUAUUCAAGUACCCCAGCAAGUGCAGAUGGCCGUAGGAAGAGCAGUCACCAAUGCCGCUAUCAACGAACUAUCCAACGCCUUCAAAUUCCAUAAUCGACCAGUACCUAACGUUCCGCCCAGAAUUCCGGACCGACCUCAUCCCGGGAGACCCAAUUAGUUAGAAAAUGGAGCUCUAGUCAAUAAUCCUUAAGCCACUCACGCACAUACACAAAACAUAACAACACUCGCUAGCUAGGGGACCAGAAACGAGGGCGAAGAUACGAGAAGAGGUCCGUGGGACCGUACGUAUCAUUAUGUUGUUCUCCAGUGAGAAUCAACCUACUGUGAUCUACGUAUUUUAUUCACUCGUACUGAGGUAUGCGGUGAACGUUAAUGACAAACAGUAGUGUUACUUUCAGUUUUACUUUUCAGUUACUUUUGUUACAGGAAAGAAAACAACUUAAUCGCUCGUUUCGAUGAUUCGAUUGCUUAUUAAUGACUCCUUAUUUCACUACUCUAUAUGAUUUAGUUAUUUUUUAACAUUUAACACGGUAACUGAGCCAACUGCAGUUAUUCGCUCCGUGCGUGACCAUGGUGGGGACACACAAAACUCCGGCAGUGUCUGUAGCGGCGAAAUGUUACAAUUUUGGCGGAUAAUGAUUGAAUAAUAAUUUUUCGCUUACCUUAUUAUUGCCGUUUUGAUUUUUAUUAUUUAUAUUUAUAUUUUCAUACUGACUUUCUUUCCUUCCCAGAUCUGGUGGUAUAUUCUUACCGUCAUCUAUUUCCAUUUUGUGUUACACACAAACACACACACAAAAUAGACCCAGCUAAUGUUAAAAUCUGGUGCUAAUAAUUCACAUUGCCUAAUUGCUAUCGAUGUAGGUACACUUAAUUAAUGUUAACACCCACAACUAAACUAUAACGAUAAAGUGAAGAAAAACCCUUAAAAUUGAUAUUUUCUUCAGAGAACUUCCAAAUAUCCGCUUUUUAAUUUGACGUUUAUUUGACACUCGAACUUAUUGUUUGUAUAACAAAUUUUAUCAAAAAUGGUAAAUAAAUAUUACAUAUUAACGUCAAAUAUGUCAUAUGUGUAUGAUUUUAACCAUAGAGUUAUAUAUUAGCAUAGAGAGAGUGUCGUUAAGAGCGAAGUGACAACACCAUCUUUUUUAUUUGGAUUAGUGCUGUUUCACUCUUACGCAUAGUAAAGCUGCGACAGUUGUCCUUCCCUUCCGUACCUAUACUCAUGCUUAAUGUCAUCUUAGUUUCUCGAUACAAUGUGUUAGAAAGAGAUGCCGCAAACCAGUCCAUGAGAUCUUGUCGUCAGGAAGCGCGGAAGGUAGGCUCACUCUAUGUUAAUAUGUACCUCUAUGAUUUUAACGUCAAAUUGUGCUCGCCAAAAAUGUCAGGCGACUACGCUAGGUGUCGCGUCAGUCAUGCACGGAGCGAAUAGCGCACAGCGGUGAAAAAAAGUUAGAGGUGAGUUGUAACUAAACCGUUUCUUUCAAUGAUCCGAUUUUUUUAUAUUAACUUCCUAUUCGGACUGAAUCAUUUCAGCAUUCGUAUUCGUUUCUGCAACAACUCUACCGAUUUCAGUAUAAAAUUAUGUUUUUGCUUACAAUACAGUAACUUGAUUAAAGUCUCAGGUUGCACUACUGUUCGUUAAUUAUACUGGGACAUGCGUAUAAUUCUAAAUCAAACUUAUCUAUGUAUGUUUUGUAUAUAUUUGAAUCUAUGUACUGCUGGGUUUUGUAAAUAAUGUGUAUAAGUAAGAGAGAUGUAUUUGUUUUUCUAAAGGUCAAUGGUCUAAGAGCUAGCAACGUUUUCGAGAAACUAUUUUAAGACAGCUGAUUCUUUCAUAUAUUGUUCCCUAUGCUUCCUCGAACAGCGUACCGGCCAUCUGGCUGCUGAUACAGGUUGCGUUCAUUACUGCGCAGCACACCUGUACAGUUAAAUACAAAAUCAGGGUGAUUGAUUAGUGUGAUAAAGCUUAGUAGAUCCGCUAUAGUAAUAGAUAGCAAUAAAAGUUAAUAACAAAACUUGUAGCCAACUUUGAGCUUCACAUUACAAAAUUAGUUAGAAUGUUACAGGGUGUUCGGUAACACAGUGACAGACCAAACUUAUGUUUUUUUUAAUGGAACACCCUAUAUUUUAUUUUAUAUUCUAAAUCCUGUUAACUUCUCCAUUACAAAAAUAUAAAGGUUUGUUAUGUUAUACUGGCUAUUUACAAAGUUAUAACCGAUGUUCUACGAAAAUCGUAAUAAGUUCAGCUCCCUGUAUAAAUAAAAAUAAGCACAACAGCAAUGGUUUAUUGGUGUCAUAAUUGUUUGUUGAUUGUCAAAAUUUAUAAAAAUGGUUGAUAUUGCUAAUUUUCUUUAUAUCGAAUACAGGAUGAGUCAAAACGCAAGUACAUUAUUUUCUCAGUAAUUUUAAAUAGAACACCUUAAUUAAUAACUUGCUGUGAAAAAUGAAAAUAUCUAGAAAACUAACAAAUUUAGGCAUAGGGAAUCUUAUACAAAAAUUAAAGUACGUUAAUGAUACUUUUCGAUGGUGAUAUAAAAUACAGGGUGUUCCAUCCGAGAAAAGAAUGUAUUUGCGUUUUGACUCACCCUGUAUUCGAUAUAAGGAAAUUUAGCAAUAUAAACCAUUUUUAUAAAUUUUGACAAUCAACAAAAAAAUAUAGCACCAAUAAACCAUUGCGUUGUGCUUAUUUUUAUUUAUACAGGGAGCUGAACUUGUUACGUUUUUCAUAAAAAAUUGGUCAUACCUUUGUAAAAGCCCUAUAUAACAUAACAAAUCUUUAUAUUUUUUGUGAUGGGAAAGUUAAGAGAAUUUCGAAUAUAAAGUAAAAUAUAGGGUGUUCCAUUUAAAAAAACAUAAGUUUGGUUUGCCACUAUGUUAUCGAACACCCUGUAACAUUCUAACUAAUUUCGUAAUGUAAAGCUGAAAGUUGGCUACAAUUUUUGUUAUCAACUUUUAUUGCUAUCUAUUACUAUAGCGGAUCUACUGAGCUUUAUCACACUCAUCAAUCACCCUGUAUAUUGAAUAAAAAUUAUUUUAGGAGGAAACAAUUUUUUGUCAUUACUUUUCAAACCACAAAAAUGUCUGGCAAUUAUAGUUUAUAUUUCUAACAAUGUUUAAAAAGUAAUGACAAAAUAAUUUUUCGUCUUACAAUAAUUUUAAAUUCGAUAUAUUUAUGUACCUGUACAAAUGUGCUGCGCAGUAAUGAACGCAACCUGUAUCAGCAGCCAGAUGGCCGGUACGGUGUUCAAGGAAGCAUAGGGAAUAAUAUAUUAAAAGAACCAGUUGUCUUAAAAUAAUUUUUUUUCCGACGUUGCUAGCUCUUGGUCCAUAAGUUAUCUCGUUUAUCCACAGUUCUUUUUCGGUUGCACUUUUUCUAUUUUGCAGUUUUAUUAUACACAAAGUGGAUUUUGUAUUAUUUUUUUUUUAGUUUUUCGAACGAUAUUUGCGAAUAAUUGUUUAUCUCAUUGUUUAAUGGCUUUCUUCUUAAAUCUUGGAACCAAAUUUAAAAAGUUUUUCGCUUGCACACUUAUUAUGAAUUAUAUUUCACACGUAUUAUUUAUUCCUAUCAAAGAAAUGGCACCUUUUCAUUAUUUUUAAGCGAGAGUAAUUAAUUUUUAGUUCAAAAAUUUGCCUUUUAUAUUGUAUUUUCUCUUUUAUAUGAUAUUAAAAUCUAGAAAAUGCAUUUAACAUGUUCUUUUCCUAGCUUAUGUAUUGUACUCUUGUCUUAAAAUUUGUCUAUGGGGGUAUGUCAAUACACAUACACAUCGAUACCUUCUAUGGUUGUCAAUGAUCAGCAAUAGAGCCGUGUUAAUUCAGUGAUUGUGGAUUUUUUUUUCUUAUUAUACCCAAUAGUGACCCUUAAGUCACUCUUAAAGUUGUUAGGGUGAGUUAAAUAUUUUGUUUAAUAAAAAUGAUAGAUUUAGAAUCAUACGCUAGCAUUACCGAUCGGUAUAGAGACAUUUAGUGUUUAUAAUUUUUGGUUUUUGACAGGAACAGAUUCAACUAGUCUUAUACUAUAGUAUUAUUAACAUUUAGGUCAAUCUGUCCACUGCAGCUGUUGAUUAUUAUUGUCGCUGAUUUGUAUUUAUGUAUAUAUGUCUAUUUUUAAUAAAUUUAUUUUUAAUAAA